AUGCCGUCCCUUACGCGAUACCUCCUCCUCCCCCUCCUUUGCGUCUCUCCCAUCCUCGCCGCUUACCAGCCCGACUACGCCAUCUUCGGCGAAAAAUGCGCCGGCCCCGUGCAAGCGACCCAAGACAUUAUCGCUCCCAUCGCCAGCAACCUCGUCGAGAAGGUCUGCAGCCAGUGCGACCAUGACAAGAUCACCUACGAGAUGCUGCAGCGUUCCGAAUCCAACAACUUCAACUGGGCCAUCCUACACCUGAAGGGCGUCGGCUUCGAACUCCGCGACUCCUACGUCCCCGAGAAACUGUUCAACCUGGUCUGGGAUUUCUGCAUCAAGAAGCAGUGGCCCACCAAGUCGCUCUGCGAGGAUAACUUUGAGGAGUUCCAUGACUGCGUGCUGCGCACCGGCAUGAACGAGAUGAAGGGUCCCUUUGUCUCCUACAACCAGCUCGUCGACGAUCGCUGUCUCCGGAUGCCCGCCGCCGCCGCGCGCAUGGUGCCGCUGGUCAAGGAGGAGGUCGAUAAGUUUCUCGGUCGCGUUUGUCCGAAUGGCCAGCAGGGGAGGGCUCAGGGUGUCUUGGCUGCUUGA
Molecule: messenger RNA, 582 nt
Organism: Aspergillus melleus
Lineage: Eukaryota; Fungi; Ascomycota; Eurotiomycetes; Eurotiales; Aspergillaceae
Exons: 2
Coding region: 1-582 (193 amino acids)
Source: RefSeq, a predicted model, not a curated record